Messenger RNA from Postia placenta MAD-698-R-SB12, 942 nucleotides. RefSeq lists its product as hypothetical. The transcript is spliced from 4 exons. Bases 1 to 942 code for a protein of 313 amino acids. Gene Ontology annotation, molecular function: hydrolase activity, acting on acid anhydrides, in phosphorus-containing anhydrides. The record is from RefSeq and is a predicted model, not a curated record. Gene Ontology annotation, cellular component: mitochondrion. Lineage: Eukaryota; Fungi; Basidiomycota; Agaricomycetes; Polyporales; Adustoporiaceae.
AUGACAACUAAGGCGACUCCGGACAAGGCUGGAAGAACACCUUCAGAGCCCAGGCCAUCUGCAAGUGUGAUCGUCAUAAACGGACAGAAUGAGGUUCUCCUCGUACAGCGGAAUCCCAAGUCUCGGUCGUUCGCGGGCGCACAUGUAUUUCCAGGAGGGAACUUCGACCCUGUGCAGGAUGGCUCACUUGAAUUGACUGCCAUCAGAGAGCUCUUUGAGGAGACUGGGCUGCUUCUCGCAUCCCCCUUGACUGGCGACCGGAAUCGAACACCCUCAAACAGGACCUUGGACACUGCGAGAGAGCUCGUUCACUCACAGCAGCUGCAGUUCCGUGACUUUCUCUCGCGGCACGCGCUUGCACCUCAUGUGAAAUCCUUGCUGCCCUUUACUCAAUGGGUUACCCCGCCCUCCAUUCCCAGGCGCUUCCGCACCUCUUUCUACGUCGCCUUCCUGGAAGAUCGUACCACCGAGUUCGAGGGCUUCGCCGCAGGCAAGAAGCACGACCGCCUCCCCACACCCGAUGGUGGCCAGGAGGUCAUCGCCGCGCGCUUUGUCCAUCCACUGGCGGCUCUCGCGGAGAACCGAGCGCACGAGAUCGCACUCAUGCCCCCGCAGGUCUACCUGCUCACGACUCUCGCGGAGAUCCUGGAGGGCUCCACACGCACUGCUGCCCAAGUCACUGCCGUACGAACACUGUCCGGUGGCGCAUUCGGCCGCAUGACGGUCCAGCCCCGUAUGUUGCCGGAGAAGGACGCAGAGGGCCGCGCGAUUCUGACCUACGAGGGGGAUGAGACCCGGGGAGGUCUCAAUGGCCGUCUCCAUCGUUGUCUUGUGCGAUUCGACAAACAAGGGGUCGCGACGGAAGUUGUCAUUCAGCGCAAUUUCGAUAUUUACACGGACCUGCAGGAAAGCCGGGGUCGAUCCGAGCCCUCAAAGCUUUGA